CCUGUUCUUGAGUUAGGCAUAGGUUAGUUGUAGUCUUUUAGUGUUAGGCAUAGGUUCCUGUUCAUACUUGACAGUUAGGGGUCGAUUGCUGGUGUCAGGUGGAAGUGAGCAGCGCUCACUCGGUAAGCACACGGCUGAUUGAUCGUGCGAAGACAUGAGUGCGAGUGCCGUGAGCACGGAGGCCCAAUGGCAUCUUGGAUGGAUUGAAUUUGCAGCUUGUGACUUUUGUGUUGCAGACCGUCGAGGAGCAGAGUGUGAGUGGCUGCGACAUUGCGUUGGGCCUCAGGAGAACAGUGUGUGACUGUGUCUCGAGCAUCCUGCGUGGCCGUUGCCAGAAAGCAGCCUCCUGGAGAGCAGCAGAGCAGCAGGCUGUCUGCGCUAUGGCCGCUGAACUGCAUUUCUCGCCCCGUGAGAUCCCUGAGCCCACGCUGAUGGAGAACGUGCUGCGCUCCGGCCUCUUCUUUGGAGCCGUUUUCCAGCUUGUGUGCGUGCUGGCCAUAACCCUGCCAGUUCCCAAGUGCCCAGAGACAACCGUCGAGGAGCAGAGUGUGAGUGGCUGCGACAUUGCGUUGGGCCUCAGGAGAACAGCGUGUGACUGUGUCUCGAGCAUCGUGCGUGGCCGUUGCCAGAAAGCAGCCUCCUGGAGAGCAGCAGAGCAGCAGGCUGUCUGCGCUAUGGCCGCUGAACUGCAUUUCUCGCCCCGUGAGAUCCCUGAGCCCACGCUGAUGGAGAACGUGCUGCGCUCCGGCCUCUUCUUUGGAGCCGUUUUCCAGCUUGUGUGCGUGCUGGCCAUAACCCUGCCAGUUCCCAAGUGCCCAGAGACAACCGUCGAGGAGCAGAGUGUGAGUGGCUGCGACAUUGCGUUGGGCCUCAGGAGAACAGCGUGUGACUGUGUCUCGAGCAUCCUGCGUGGCCGUUGCCAGAAAGCAGCCUCCUGGAGAGCAGCAGAGCAGCAGGCUGUCUGCGCUAUGGCCGCUGAACUGCAUUUCUCACCCCGUGAGAUCCCUGAGCCCGCGCUGAUGGAGAACGUGCUGCGCUCCGGCCUCUUCUUUGGAGCCGUUUUCCAGCUUGUGUGCGUGCUGGCCAUAACCCUGCCAGUUCCCAAGUGCCCAGAGACAGACUGGGACGGCUUGGAGUCUAAGACUUGGGAGACGGUGAAGAAACCAAAGGCAAGUGCUGCACAGCUAAGCAAGAAAGCCAAGAAGGAAAGCAAAAAGAAACGGUGAGGGCUUGAGCGCUAAGCCUCAAAGGCCAAAGGAAGCAGCGGGAAUGCUUGCUGAGAGGUGCUCCAAAGGCAGCGCACUGUACGUCUGGUUUUGUGGCGUGGCCGUGCUUUCCCUUGCCCGGACAUUGGAGAGGAACUGAGGAAGCUGGAAGGGCUUCUGAUGCGUGACAAACAAAUCGGACUUUGCCUGUGCGGGAUUUCAUGUGUGGCAAGAGCUGGGGACGCCGCAUUCCUUCAGGGUCCUUCAGCUCGAUAGCUGUUUCAGAAUGUUGAUGAUGAGGAGAACUUACCGCAUGUGGUUGGUCAUGAGCGGUAUCCAGGCUAUUUUAUUUUCUGUUGACAUAUCUACAAAAGGCAACCUAAAUCCCUUUGUUUAAA
Messenger RNA from Lagopus muta (rock ptarmigan), 1603 nucleotides. RefSeq lists its product as uncharacterized. Gene Ontology annotation, cellular component: membrane. Bases 381 to 1226 code for a protein of 281 amino acids. The record is from RefSeq and is a predicted model, not a curated record. The transcript has 7 exons. NCBI's taxonomy places the organism in Eukaryota, Metazoa, Chordata, Aves, Galliformes, Phasianidae.